AUGGUGUGGAAAGGAGCGAACAACACCACGCGUCAGACCCACAUACCGGUAUUUGUAGCAAUUGUCGGGCACUGUUUGUGUCAAAGUCCAACAGCCAUGAGCAUCAGCGUCAGUCGAGAGUCCAUUUCUAAGCUCAUGGGUGAGCUUGUCGAGGGCUUUCCCGUCGAGGGCGACGGUCGUGCAUCCAUUUCAGACUUUGGCAAGCUUCUUUUCACUGAGGGCCAAAGUAAUAGUAGUAGUAGUAUGGGCACCACUAAGAUUGGCCAAUCGAACAAGAUGACAGUAGCUACUUCAGCGGGCAAUAGCGCGAUGACUCAGUCGCAGACUGGAAGCAAGCGUGUGUUUACAGAGAUCAAGGGCGUGCCGCGUCAGAAACAGCAUGAUAUUAUGAAAAUUAAAGACAAAGCUGUACCCAAGCGCUGGACACCUGAAGAAGACGACAAGCUCCGCGAUGCUGUUGGUCGCCAUGGUGAGCGUAAUUGGAAGUCUAUUGCUGAAGAAGUGCCUGGUCGUAACCACACGCAGUGCUUACAAAGAUGGACGAAGGUUUUGGCUCCUGGACUUGUCAAGGGUCAUUGGCGACCAGAAGAAGAUGAUUUGCUUAAGGAACUCGUAGCUGAGGGUCGUAAAAAUUGGGGCCAAGUGGCUACACGCAUCCCUGGCCGCACAUCAAAGCAGUGUCGAGAGCGGUGGUACAACCACUUGGAUCCAAGUAUCAUUCGUGGCGAGUAUACACCCGAUGAAGACCGCAUGAUUCUCGAUGCACAGUCCAGAUUGGGUAAUCGUUGGUCGGCCAUUGCCGCUAUGCUGCCAGGUCGUACAGAGGAUGCCGUUAAAAUCCGCUGGAAGUCACUUUGUCGCGUACGAAAAGGGCAAGGUCGCCGAGGACAGAGCGAAAAAGGCAAGAUGACUUCCAAAGGAGGAAUGAUUUCAGGUCAGAUGAUGCAACAAGGUUCUAGCUUUGACAAUGGCAUGGUUAAGAGUGAAGAAGUUGCAGCUUUUUCAGUGCAUUCACAGCAACAUACAGGACCACUGGUUCGACUUCCCAAUGGGCAUAUGGUGCCAGCUACCACGCCACAUCACGCUUCUAUAAUAGGAGGAAUACAUGGAAAUGGUAGUAUGUAUCAUAGUGAUAUGAGUGGCGGUGGAUAUGAUCCGACCAUGGUACAUUACCGGAAGCCUGCAAUGCAGUCACAUGUUGGAAACCAUGUCUAUGAACGUCAACAUUCAAUACCUCCAGGACACUCGCAUGACUAUCCAGUUGACCAUCGGUCGAACAUGACCAAUAUGCCGCCAAAUGCCAUCCCAUUACCUUCUCAUACUCAAGACGGGUAUCGACAAGAAUAUCAAAGUCCAUCUGUAGCAUACCCAUCUGCUGUAAGUGGUAGCAUGUACGCUUCGGGAUCAUCAGCUCCUAAUGGAGGAAUGAACAAUGGACAAAUGUAUGGAAACGCAUCAAUGAACAAUUAUCGUGUCGGAGGAGGAAUGUACAAUGAUACCCAAAUACCUUCACACCAUCCAAUGUCUCAUUCAUCGCACUCUCAAAUGAUGUCAUAUGAAUAUGGUAUGAAUUCGUCAUCGAAAUCCAUGGAUCGCGAAAACUCGUCAAGCCACACAAUGAGUUCAAGUAGUAACUCUGUUUCCAAUCCUGCUGCAACCUUUGCCCAACGACAGCAUCAACCGCACCAAUAUGCGGAUCGACCAGUUCCUGUUCCCCAUCACAUUCCUCGUCACUUUCCGCAUCACGAUCAUUCAAGCUCAAUGCAUCGUCACGAAAAUGAUCAAUCUGACCGCGAGAAGGAGCCACGUCAACAACUCCACGUGAAACAAUUGAGCUCGAUCGGCGGAGUGCAACCAAAGGAAGAGCCACGAAGCGGUCAAAUGCAAGCGACCUCUCAUCAUCCGGUCACGCAUAAUCCAGCUGCAAUGUUUGCUCGUAGCCAAAUCACCAAACCGUCUUCUAAUGGAAAUCCAGUCGCUGCAUUUUUGCAUAUGCAGCAACACCAAACGCCAAAGGACCAGUCCAGUGCUUCUAGUAAAUUAGCUCAAGCUGGUCCAGUUAAGCCUUUCAACCCUGCUGCAGCUUUUGCUCAGCGUUUUCAAGCAGGCCAAAGACCUCCAAUACGCAGCAGUAAUUCCGGAUCUACAAAAUCUAAUGACGAUACGGCAGACGACGAGGACGACGGAGAAAAUGGACGGAGGAUGAAAAAAGUGAGACCAAGACUCAGUAUUGAUGCAGCUCGAGCAUCCGCAGCUCGACGAUUGCGUAGCUCAGGAAGUAGCGAGAAUUUGGCUGGUCGCGGAAGUUUAGAUGUUUUUCUGAACGAAAUCGGGGACGUUGGUCGGUUGUCCGAUCUAAAGAUGGACGGAUUUCAAACUCUAGAAGAGUUGUGGCGUGUCUCGGGCGACAUGGAUCGACUUUCUUUAUGA
Molecule: messenger RNA, 2430 nt
Organism: Plasmopara halstedii
Lineage: Eukaryota; Oomycota; Peronosporomycetes; Peronosporales; Peronosporaceae
Product: -diketo-5-methylthio-1-phosphopentane phosphatase
Exons: 4
Coding region: 1-2430 (809 amino acids)
Biological process (GO): regulation of DNA-templated transcription
Cellular component (GO): nucleus
Molecular function (GO): RNA polymerase II cis-regulatory region sequence-specific DNA binding; DNA-binding transcription factor activity, RNA polymerase II-specific
Source: RefSeq, a predicted model, not a curated record